AUGGUCUCUCUCAAGACACAAUUUGUUUUCACUGCGCUUUUCGUUGCUGGUAGUGCCAGCGCCGCUGGGCACAUCAAGAGACACGGUUUCCAGCACCACCACCACAGCCAGUGCCGGUCGCGCCUGGCUUCAUCGACUGAGGUAGCGGCCUCCUCCGACCUCCUCGUCGCCCACCCGCACUCAACGGCGCGUCAUCACCCCGCCACAACCGCAGCCACAACGUCCAAAUUUGUAACCAGUAUCAGGCCAGCGACGUCGACGUCUGCAAUCGUACACCACAGCUCGAGUUCCGCUGUUGUUCAUACGACAACGACGAAUCUGCAUCUUCCAACACCAACCACCUCCACCACCCAUGUGACUACAACGACGGUUACUCCUGCUCCAACAACCACUACCAUGCUUGCGAACCUGCCGACAACCUCCAAAGCGGCUGUAGCCCCACACGCGGCCUCGCUCGUUCCAAACAACGUCAAGGCGGGCAUCGCUGGAGGCGACGCCUACCCGUACAUGAAAGAUCACAUCGGGUGGUGGUACGACUGGUCCCCAGAUCCCUCCAAACCUGGCACACCCAUUGCCGUGCCCAUGCUCUGGGGUGGCGGUACCGCUGACAGCCAAGACGCGCAGCGUCUUGCUGCCUUUGAGCAUCUCUCCACGGCCCCAAGCUACGUGCUCGGAUUCGAGGAGCCAGACUGCCCCAGUGGCUCUGGCUCCGCCGGCAUGAGCGUAGAGGACGGAGUGGCCAAGUGGGAGGAGCUGAUCGCUCCGCUCAGGAAGAAGGGGACGAAGCUGGGGAGCCCGUCGAUGUGCAAGCAGAUCGACGAGACCUGGUUGGCAGAGUUCGCGCAGAAGAUCACAACUCCUUGGGAUUUUACGGCGGUGCACAUCAACAAGAACAACUUGGACGGCGUCAAGAAGGACAUAGCUCAUUACAUGACCUAUGGUAAGCCCAUCUGGGUGACCGAGUUCGCCUGCGUCAAUGACCACAACGGCUUCGUCCCAUGCACCGACCAAAAAGAGAUCAACAACUUCAUCAACGAGGUCGUGCCUUACUUCGAGAGCGAGCCAAACGUGUACGCCUAUGCGUACAGUAAUGGCCUGGGGCUUGGAGACGUUUGGCCGCUCAUGAAUGGGAAUUCGCUGAGCGAAUCUGGACGGACGUACCUUGCUGCCAUCAGCCAAUUCCACUAA
Molecule: messenger RNA, 1188 nt
Organism: Cyclocybe aegerita
Lineage: Eukaryota; Fungi; Basidiomycota; Agaricomycetes; Agaricales; Hemipholiotaceae
Source: the annotation of a GenBank genome assembly